Molecule: messenger RNA, 933 nt
Organism: Parnassius mnemosyne (clouded apollo)
Lineage: Eukaryota; Metazoa; Arthropoda; Insecta; Lepidoptera; Papilionidae
Source: the annotation of a GenBank genome assembly
AUGGAUCGAUAUGUGAUACGCGAGCCGCGAUCUAGUAAUGGUAAGAAUAAUGUGAACUUUUGUGUAUUAGGCAAUCCACAAACCAGUCACAUAAUUGCGUUUUCACCAAGUACAAGUGACAAUAACUUAACGGUAUUUAAACCGGACAACUUGUAUUAUGGUGGAUAUGGAUCCGAUAUCUCAAACAUUCAACGCGCAAGUAAUGCAGGACUUAUAUUAGGAAAUUCUGGGCACAUUGUGUCUGGGAUCGAUCCGCGUUAUUUAGCGGCGUAUACUGACGGCAGUGCUACUUACUUAGCAACAGGUCAGGAACAGAUUCCAACGCAACAAAAUCUCAUUAACGCAGAUACUACAGAUAGAGUGAUCUAUGGUCAAUACCAAAAUAAAAAUUUCGUCGGACCGGAAAAACCCACACCAAGAAAAUAUGUGCCUCAAAUUACUGGGAAAGAGCAAGUGCAAACGUCUUCAGACACUGUUUAUGCGAAGAACGAUGCACAAAAUCAAUUAAGUACACGGCAGGACAAACUUAAAGCUUUAAAUAAAAGCGGUCCAAGAGCAUUUUCCGGUCCCGUGGAGAAGGUGCUUAAAUGGCACAAGUCUUUACAAGAAGUGGGUAUUUUGAUUCUUUACGAAAUUGUUGCUAAAUGUGUUAGUGUGAGAUCGGGAGAUUCUUGCGCUAAAAUCUUAGUAGUAAGAGACGAGAAUGGACCAGCUAUGCAAGUUGUAUAUUACGAAAUUGACUUCUUAUUGCCUGAAUUGAAGUUACCUUGCAUGAUUAGAGUAAUAGGCCGCAUGUUGUACGGGACAUGUCGUCUGCAAGCGUUUCACGUGCGUCCAGCGACUGGAGAUGAUGUCGCGACAUUACCGCGCCGUGCUGCAGUCGCACAGCAUCAUGUCACCAAGCUCUGCAAGGAGUACACCGUUACGAACUGA